Molecule: messenger RNA, 1248 nt
Organism: Raphanus sativus (radish)
Lineage: Eukaryota; Viridiplantae; Streptophyta; Magnoliopsida; Brassicales; Brassicaceae
Product: serine carboxypeptidase-like 47
Exons: 6
Coding region: 203-1207 (334 amino acids)
Biological process (GO): proteolysis
Cellular component (GO): vacuole
Molecular function (GO): serine-type carboxypeptidase activity
Source: RefSeq, a predicted model, not a curated record
AUGUUGUUAUUGCCUCCGUUUUCCUCGAAAACUCUUUCUUCGGGUUCGAUCAUCUGAGAUUGGUCUAUCUUACGAAAUCUUUUUUUGUUCCUCGCGUUGUAUCUCUUUGCUUUUUCUUCGACCGUCUCAUUCUUGUAGUGAACCGAAGAUAUAUGCGCUGCAAACUUUUGUGAAGUAUCAAACACAUUAUUGCAUUUGGGACAUGUAUAUGGACCGUAUUUCUCAUAAGGUAGGCUAUGUGUCCGACCAUCGUAUUUCUCAUAUGGACACUGACGUUCUCCGGCAUGACGAGACUGGUGUGAGCAAUGACCUCUACAAUUUCCUUCAGGUGUUUUUCACGGAGCAUCCACAACUCGUGAGGAACGACUUCUUUAUCACGGGGGAAUCUUAUGCAGGCCACUACAUUCCAGCGUCGGCUUCUCGCAUUCACACUGGAAAUAAAAAUAAUGAAGGGAUUCCAAUAAAACUUACGGGUAUUGCGAUUGGUAACGGCUUCACCAAUCCUGAGAUCCAGUAUGGUGCAUAUGGGGAUUAUGCGCUGGAAGUGAAGUUAAUCUCCCAGUCUGAUCAUGAAAGUCUCAACCAAGUUUACGUUAACUGUCAAAGCUCCAUAAGAAAAUGCAAUAUUGAUGGUGGUUUAGCGUGUGCUUCUGCUUACAACGUCUGCAUCAAAAUCCCUUACUAUAUACAAGCUGAAAACGUAGACAUGAAUCCCUAUGACGUGAGGAAGAAAUGUGGGGAACUGAUGUGUGAUGACAAUUCCAAUCUGGAAACUUUCUUGAACCAAGAUAAGGUAAGGAAAGCGUUAGGCGUUGGAGAUAACACUUUUGUAUCGUGCAACGAGACAGUUCAUCAAGCAAUGAUAGAGGAUUGGAUGAUUAAUCUCGAGGUUAAGAUCCCAACUCUUAUCGAAGAUGGAAUCAACCUUCUAGUCUAUGCCGGAGAAUAUGAUUUCCUUUGUAAUUGGCUUGGAAACUCCAGGUGGGUUGAGCAGAUGAAUUGGUCAGGCCAGAAGGAAUUUGGAACAGCCAAGACAGUGCCGUUCAUGGUAGAUGGUAAAGAAGCCGGUGUAAUGAAGAAUCACGGUCAUCUCACUUUUCUUAAGGUAAGUGAUGCUGGACAUAUGGUUCCGAUGGACCAGCCAAAGGCUUCUCUACAAAUGCUUCAGACUUGGAUGCAAGGAAAGCUGAAUAAAUUGCUAAAAUAAAAUAGAAUGCGUCUUCGUAGUUACCACUUUCUUGCAAAUUG